UAAGUCGAUGUGAUGAUCGCACCGGUGGUUAAACUACACUAAACACUUGAAGUAGAGAACAAAAUAUAAUGGCGAAUGGAACAUUAAAUUGGAAAUCAGUUAUUUAUGACCAGCUGAAAGCAAGAAAUUCAAAAGAAAGAUACAGAUUUACAGAGCUAAUAGAAACACAGAGCAGACUAUUUGAUGUUCGCUUUAAACUCCAGUCAGAAAAUAUAAGGUUGGCUCAGCAAACUCAGACACUGAGGACGGAAAACUUAAGUCUUCAAACUCGGGCUCAAAACAUUGGCGACAAUUCUGCAGUAUGGAAAGUAGACAGAGUCAAGCAACUUGAAGAUCAGGUGAAAAAGGCCCAAGAAGAGUUGUUAGACCUGACUAAAAGAAAAGGAGAGAACACUCAAGUGAUUGUUGAACUGACUAAAGACAACAACGAGAAAGACUUCACUUUGAAAUCAGUUGAUGAGAAAUUGGAUACUGCCCUGAAAGUUCAGAAUGAUCUACAAGAACUUACAGAUGUCUUGAAGAGAAAAGUGAAUGAGCUGGAGCAAACAAAUCAAUGGCUGAAGGAGGAACAAGAUAUCUUGAAUAAGGAGUAUUCUACCCUUAAUGACGAAACUGGAAAGAUGAAGGAGGAAUUUGCCUUUUAUUUGAAUGAAUAUAUGGAAUUAAAAAAACUGGAAGUUGAGCAGCACAAUAUUGAAGCGGAGGAAUCUAAUAAGAAGUUUCAAGCACAGCAGAAGAAGAUUAUCGAUAGUGCAGCAGGCCAACAGGUGGACAUUAAAGAGGACCCAGAGGGAUAUGAACCACGCAUGGCCCCUAUUUGCUAUGCUGCCCAGGUACCAACCAAAGCCCAGUAUACAUGGGAGGCUCAUGACGGGGAAGUCAAUGCUGUUCUGUGGAGUCGAACGGGUGCACAAUUUGCUACUGGUGGGUCAGACUGUAUCAUCAAAGUCUGGGACUAUAAAGGAGGCCAGUGUUCAGUGCGAGGUCUCUUGUUGGGUAGCAAUGGUGGGAUCACCUCCCUUGAGUAUGACCUGGAGGAGGUGAACCUCCUGGCUGCCUCCAAUGACAAAACUUGUCGACUCUGGUCUCUGAACGACCAACGAUUAUGGGUGACACUGACUGGACACAGCAGCAAGGUUUGCACAGCCAAGUUUCUCAGAGACAGCAGCAAAGUGGUGUCUGGGAGUCAAGAUGGAACCUUGAAAAUCUGGGAUGUAAAAUUGGGAGCCUGCUCCAAGACAUUUGUAAAAGGGUCAGGCUGCAGUGACUUAGUGACGCUACAUGGGAGCUUCAUAAUAAGUGGCCACAGCGACAAGCGUGUGCGCUUCUGGGACUCCAGAGUGGAGAGCUGCACAAACUCGAUUGAGCUUGAUAGCAAGAUUACCUCCCUUGAUCUUUCCCCAGAUCGGACCUUGUUGUUGGUGUGUACAAAAGAAGAUGGAUUAAUUGUAGUAGAUCUUCGGCAGACCCAGGUCAUUAAAACUUUGGGUGACCAAAAUUUCAUUGUGGGCUGCGAACGACAUCGUGCAGUGUUUAGUCCAGACGGGAAGUACACUGCAGCGGGGUCGAUUAAUGGACAUCUUAUUAUCUGGAAUUUUGAGACGGGGAAAGUCGAGAAAACGCUCCAAGAACACACGAAUGCCAUCUUGUCAUGUUCCUGGCACCCUGCUGGAUCCUAUGUGCUAACGUCAGACAGAAAGAAGAAAGUAGUUCUGUGGACAAACAUAUGAAUUCAUACACCAACAUUUAUAGUGCAAAAUCUGACUUACCAUACCAAUGCAGAAAUUUACAUACCAUUCCUCAUUUUCCAUUUGCUGUGGUUAUGCUCAUGUAUAAUAUAGUCCCAACAAGCAUUUUCUUACUGACAUUAUUUAUUUAUGUUCUGAAGAACACAAUUAUGCAAUUUUGUUGAUUGUUGUGAAGUUUAUCGAUACCUGUUCAUGUAAAUCCUGAUGUCAUGUGUCAUAUGUUUAAAGUUUGUUUUCCAGUACAUAUUAAUCCUACAAAUGCCAUAGGUGUAGAGUGUGAUAUUAAAAUAUAUUUUAAUAAUGAAACUUUUAGUAUGGACCCUGUUUUUAAGUCAUGCCUGUAUUAUAAAGGUGUUUAUUGACAGUUAAAAAUACUCAAUAUUUGAAAAAAAAAUCUUUUAUAAAGAAAAAUACCGGAAAGGUCUUUCAUACAAUACUCUUGUUUCUAUAAGCACUUGACAAAUAUUUAUUGUUUUUGGUGAAUUAUGUUAUCCUGGUAUUGGGGCAUUUUCUUGAGACCGGGUAAAUCUGUACAAGUUAUAAUAAGGUAUGUCUGGGCAUACAGAUUUACCUGUAUAUGCUUUCUCUUCAUUAAACAACAUGUAUGUACCAUGCAGGAUUUUUUAUUUAUAAGCAAAACUGUGUAGGGUUCUCUUCUUGCUGGAUCUUUAUCUCAAAGUAAGUAUAUAUUUUUUUAAUUUAUUCAUUAAUUUAUUGUUACUUAUAUAAAAACAUUAAAUAAAUAUGUAAUGUAGUAAUUGUGUCUUCUUUCUACACUACCCAUGUGCUAUUUAAGUGGACUUGUUUGCAUGUUUCCAUAUUGAUUGAUUGAUGUUGUGGUAUUUACCAAACAAAAUAUAUUACUUGGAAUCAUCUAAAACUAAUAUAUAUGAAAAGGUUUAAUAAAUAAUGACAGGAUUCAAAUCAGGUUCUUUGAGAACAAAAUGUGUGCCAUACCACUGGCCAUUUACGCUUUCGAUCUAAACAGUGUAUUUUAAAUGCUAUGAUUAUAUAAAACAUAUUUUUCAAACUAUCAACGAAAAGUAUUACAAACAUGAUGUCUAUAGUUGUAUAUUAUUAAAUUGAUAUAUGAAGGAAACACAACUGUUCUUUCUUCCUACAUGAAGAUUAUUUUAUUUGUUUGAAAUUAAUAUAUAUUGCAUUAUUUUGGAAUCUUAGGAUUUUUUUAAUUGUCAUUUUGCAAAUCUGUGAGCAGAUGAUUUGAGUGGUACUUUUGCAAAAAAAAAGAGUUUGUUCAAAACAUUGAAUAAUAAAUGAAAAUUAUGUAUUUUGGGCCAACAUUUUUUAAAUGAGCUUUUGCAAGAUAAAAUAAUACAUAUUAUAUUUGAAUCUUGCUUUUUAUUGUACAUACAAUAAUAUUGAUUUGUGGAUUUCUUGUUUUGUUUUGUUCUUACAUAACUUUAAACUCAGUUUUCACAAUUCUAGCUCAAAGGUCACAAAACUGAACUCAUCUUAACCCAUUUAUGCCUUGUGGACUCUCCAAUACUUCUAAAUUGGAUCAAUUUGUUUCCAAAAUUAUAUAUGGAUGUCUAGUUUAUUUAUUUCUAUAUAUUAAGAAUAUUUCUGAAAUUCCUUUCAGCAAAAAACGCAGACCAUGAUGAGACGCCGCAUUAUGCGGUGUCUCAUCUGGUUCUACGCUGUUUGCCAAGGCCUUUUUUGUAAACGCUAAGGCAUAAAUGGGUUAAGGAAAACAACUUUAAACUAAUGAUAAGAUAGUGAUUAGGACCAUGUAAUCAUAUUGGAAUAACGUAUAUAAAGUAUACUAUUAUUUAAAUUUUUCAUGAAAUAUUGUGUGUCUGAAAGUUUGUAAUCCAAAGAUUAUUGCAUAUCAGGGCCAUCAAUCUAUUAAAUUCGGCGGCAGUCCCCCACCUAAAAAGUAUACUUUUUUCCCCUUUUGGGGGGGGAAAAAUUCCCCCUAAAAAAAAAAAAAAAAAAAAAAAGAAAGAUGUGUCUCAUGAUUAUUAUAUCUCAAUUCUAUUUCAAUUUAAUCUUUGCAAAAAUAAUAAAUUAUGGAAAAUGCAAUGAAUAUAGUGCAAACAUGUACAAAUGUAAUUAUGAGAGAGUAAGUAAAAAAAAAAAAAAAAGGGGAAAAGCCGUGAAAAUUCCCCCUCCUAAGGGCU
Messenger RNA from Dreissena polymorpha, 3889 nucleotides. RefSeq names its product autophagy-related protein 16-1-like. The transcript has 15 exons. The coding region runs from base 69 to 1730 and encodes 553 amino acids. NCBI's taxonomy places the organism in Eukaryota, Metazoa, Mollusca, Bivalvia, Myida, Dreissenidae. Gene Ontology annotation, molecular function: protein binding. The record is from RefSeq and is a predicted model, not a curated record. Gene Ontology annotation, cellular component: autophagosome membrane. Gene Ontology annotation, biological process: autophagosome assembly.